AUGCAUUUUUUUCACCGCGGCGGCUCGUCCUCUUCUAAGCUCUUUUUGUUGUGCUUCCCUCCUACUCCCUCUCUACUUCCCUCGCGACGCGAUCUCUUUCUCUUAUUCUCCUCGUGGAGGCAGCGAGAGCAACGAGAUACCGCAGAAACACCACAACGACUCUAUUACCACGCAGAAAACAUCGGCUGUUUGUGGUUCCCUUUGACUCUAAACGACUAUUUCAACGAAACCAACACAUUCUUAUCGUGCAAACGCUCAGGGAAACACGACGAAGAAGAGAAGAGGAAAUCGGUUCCAACAAAGAAACAGCAGUGGUGUAUGCUUGGAAUGUUUGCUCACGGGAAUGAAAUGCAUACAAUGGUAGGUUUUGUGAAGACAAAGGGUGGUUAUGGUAUAUUAGCAGCAAGUGGAAGAAGGGAUUGUGAGGGAUUAAGGUUUUUGAAGGUUGGUUUUAGGUGA
Lathyrus sativus (Indian pea) is the source of this 459-nucleotide messenger RNA. The record is from the annotation of a GenBank genome assembly. NCBI's taxonomy places the organism in Eukaryota, Viridiplantae, Streptophyta, Magnoliopsida, Fabales, Fabaceae.